AUGGAUGACUUGCCACUGCACUUAAUACUCGAAAUCCUGUCCUCUGGUCGAUUGAGCGCAUUGGAUUUGGUGUGUUUAGAGCUGACUUCAAGGAAUUUUGGGGCAAAUCAUGGCUUAUUUCCUAAAAAGUUCCGAUCUUUAGUCGAUUUUGCAGCGUUUAGGCUUUGCGAGUCACACCCCAUUUACUCUUCCCUGCAAAUCAACCCUAAGAACGAGCUUUUUGAUCGCUGUAAUGGGAAUUGGAAGCGUGUGUUGAGGUUCUUGCAGUCCGUGGAACAGUCGUGUGACAUGGCUCAAACCUCUGCAGGCAAUAUGCAGAUUAAGAGUGGAAGAUACCAUACGUUGCUGAUCAGCGAUUCAGAUGUAUACUCUUGUGGUUCCAGUUUAUGUGGUGUUCUAGGUCAUGGUCCAGAAACAACACAAUGUGUAGCAUUUUCCCGGAUCAACUUUCCAUGUUCAACACCAGUGAUCCAAGUCUCGGCCUCCCACAAUCACGCUGCCUUUGUCACUCAGUCAGGAGAGGUUUUCACAUGUGGGGAUAAUUCAUCAUUUUGUUGUGGUCACAGAGAUACAGGCCGCCCCAUAUUCAGACCUAGGCUUGUUGAAGCAUUGAAGGGAAUUCCGUGCAAGCAGGUAGCUGCUGGACUGAGCUUUACUGUGUUCCUCACAAGACAAGGUCAUGUUUACACGUGUGGGAUCAAUACACAUGGUCAGCUUGGCCAUGGCGAUACCCUGGAUAGACCUGAGCCCAAAAACGUAGAACGACUUGAUAGUGUUGCUUCCGUAGUUCAAAUUGCUGCAGGCCCGAGUUAUGCCCUUUCCGUGGCUGAUGAUGGGACCCUCUUUUCUUUUGGGUCAGGCACCAAUUUCUGCCUUGGGCAUGGAGAACAGCACAACGAGCUUGUGCCUCGAGCAAUUCAGUCUUUCAAGAGGAAGGGUAUUCACGUGGUUCGUGUGUCAGCUGGUGAUGAACAUGCAGUGGCACUUGAUUCCAAUGGAUAUGUAUAUACCUGGGGCAAAGGUUAUUGUGGCGCAUUGGGCCAUGGGGAUGAGAUUGACAAAACAACUCCAGAACUACUUAGCAGCCUUCCGAGCUGCCUUGCUGUGCAGGUAUGUGCCAGUAAGAGGAAAACUUUUGUUUUGGUAGACGAUGGAUCGGUUUAUGGAUUUGGGUGGAUGGGUUUUGGUAGCCUUGGAUUUCCAGACAGGGGAGUAUCUGAUAAAAUAGUAAAACCUCGAGUCCUUGAUAGCUUGAGACCCUACCACAUUUCCCAAAUUAGCACAGGAUUGUACCAUACUGUCGUGGGGGACGGGGGGUGGGGGGUGGAAAUAAUAUCUUGCCCACAGAAAAAUGGGAAGCACAUUGGAUUGUCACUGGUGAAUCAUAUCAAUGUCAGGUUGUCAGUGGGAGAAUCCUUAUCCAAUGUCAUAAAUCAUCAUGUCGAUCCAAAGCUCUUAGUCAAUAAAGACAACUGCUACCAUCCCUCCACCCCUUACAGCCUAUAUAAAUUCUGUUUCGCACUUGCAGAAAAAAAAUACAUUGCUCAGAACUCAAAAAUAUCCUCUCUCUCUGUAAGAUCAAGAGAAAUUCAGUUUCUCUCUCUAGAAGAAAAGAUGUUGGCCAUAUUUCACAAGGCGUUUGCUCAUCCACCUGAAGAGCUAAACAGCCCUGCGUCUCACAGAAGUUCAAAGAAGCCUAAAUUACCAGAUGAAACUCUUCAAGAAUUCAUUUCUUCUCACCCUACUAACACUUCCUCUAUGAGUUUUGGGGAUGCUGCUGUUCUUGCUUAUGUACAACCUGAUCACCACUCUCUUUUUCAUCAGAACCAGAGGUUGUUUUGUGGGUAUGAUGAUAUAUAUUGCCUUUUCAUGGGGAGUUUGAACAAUUUAUGUGCUCAGAUUAAGCAGUAUGGAUUAGCAAGAACUGCAAAUGAGGCCAUGCUUGUGAUUGAAGCUUAUAGAACACUUAGGGACCGUUGUCCUUACCCCGCUGAUCAGGUUAUUAAGGAUCUUGAUGGGAGCUUUGCCUUUGUUGUCUAUGAUAGCAAAGUUGGAACCGUUUUUACAGCACUGGGUUCUGAUGGUGGAGUUAAGUUGUACUGGGGCAUAGCUGCAGAUGGUUCUGUGGUGAUUUCUGAUGAUAUAGAGGUGAUUAAAGCAAGCUGUGCUAAAUCAUUUGCACCAUUCCCAGCAGGGUGCAUAUUUCACAGUGAGGGAGGAUUAAUGAGUUUUGAGCACCCAAUGAAUAAGUUAAGGGCAAUGCCAAGGGUGGACAGUGAAGGGGUGAUGUGUGGGGCUAAUUUCAAAAUUGAUCAUCUUGCAAGGGUUGAUAGCAUUCCUCGAGUUGGAAGUGCAGCCAAUUGGGCAGAAUGGAAUUUUCAUGAACCCUAA
Messenger RNA from Fraxinus pennsylvanica, 2391 nucleotides. The record is from the annotation of a GenBank genome assembly. Lineage: Eukaryota; Viridiplantae; Streptophyta; Magnoliopsida; Lamiales; Oleaceae.